AAAAGAAAAGAUAAGAAAAAACAUUGCCGUUGAAGCUGCUACACUGUCUAACCCUAAAUCAUCAAUCAAUUCAAUUCAACACUCUUCCUUUUCGCGCUCCCGCGUCACUCACUGAGUCUCCGAGUCACCACUCACAACGUUGAUGACAACGAUGAUGAUGAUGAACGCGUUUCCUCCUAGGGUUUUGGAAUCUCUCGAUUCCAUGGAUUCAUUUGAUAAUUCCUCUCUACAUCUCCUAUCGCGCGAGCUUCUGGAGGACAAUUUUGAGGUAAAUGAUUUUGAUGGUGCUGUUAAUUUGGAGGUCGAUGUGGAGACAUUGCUCGGAAACAUACUUGAUGAUCACACAAAUAGCACCACUUUGGAAAAUUGCCAACAUCAGAAUGAACCAGUUUACAUUGAUUUAGAGGCUGAUGAAUGUGUCAAUUACAGUCCUCCUGGGGUUUUGGAAUCUCUCGAUUCCAUGGAUGCAUUCGAUAAUUCCUCUGCAAGUUUUCAAUCGCACGAGUUUCUCAACAAGUUGGACGUAAAUGAUCUUCAUGGAGCUGUUAAUUUGGAGACCGAUGUGGAAACAUUAUUGCAAAACAUACUUGAUGAUCACACAAAUUCUGAGUUUGAAGCUGUGAAACUAUCAAAUAGCACCACUUUGGAAAAUCGGCAACAUCAGACUGAACCAGUUUACAUUAAUUUAGAGGCUGAUGAAUGUGUCAAUUACAGUACUCCGCCAAGUUAUGUGUCUGAUAUCGCUGCAGAUGCAACUUUUUCACAUAGACCGACACCCUACUUCCCCGAUUUUCAGGAGCAUUUUGACGAAUUCGUCUAUCCAAAAGGGGACCCAGAUUCCGUUUGCAUAACUAGGAGCGAUGUUGAUCAAUUAAAACCAGAUACCUACAUCAAUGACACUAUUAUUGAUUUUUACAUUCUAUAUCUAAAGAAUAAGAUGAAAAAGCAGGAAAAGCCUACCUUCCACUUUUUCAACAGUUUUUUCUUUCCAAAAUUGGCUUGUAUGGACAAGAAUUCACCCUCAGCGUUUCAAAGUGCUCGUAAAUGGACAAGAAAAAUAAAUUUAUUUGAAAAAGAUUAUAUUUUCAUACCUGUGAACUUCAAAUGUCACUGGAGCUUAAUAGUAAUUUGUUAUCCUGGGGAAGUUGUUAAUAUUAACGACACAGAGCCGGAAAUGUCACUUAAGCUACCCUGUAUAUUGCAUAUGGAUUCUUUCAACGGAUAUCAUAGUGGUCUGAAAGACCUUGUGCAAAGCUAUUUGUGCGAAGAAUGGAAAGAGAGGAAAAAGGAUACAUGUGGAGAAGACCUCUCAUCAAGAUUCUUGAAUAUGCGUUUUCUCCCAGUUGAGGUACCACAGCAGGAAAACUCAUAUGAUUGUGGCCUCUUUUUACUUCAUUAUCUAGAGCUCUUCCUGGAUGAAGCUCAAUUUAAUUUCAAUCCGUUGAGAAUAACCAAGUUCUCCAACUUUCUCAAUUCAGACUGGUUUCCACCUGCGGAGGCUUCUCUCAAGCGAACAUUUAUACGUAGGUUAAUAUUUGAACUUAUGGAAAACCAUGGUUCACAUGAAGGCUUUUCCCAGAACAAUGGUGAGGCUGAAGCAACGGAUGUCUAUAGAAAACAUUCAAGACCAUAUCCGAUGUGUAUAGAAAACAUUCAGCAGCGUUUGCAAAAGGAUGAUCCCAAAAACAAUUCAAGACCAUUUCCGAUGUCUAUAGAAAACAUUCGGCAGCGUUUGGAUGAUCCCCUCAUUUAUUUUUCUCAACAUUCGAAUACGAUGUGUGCUGGCAACAGGAAUUGGUCACCAACUCUACAAUUGCAUCAAGUUGAUAACAUGAUACUGGAGUUUUGGGAGGAGCAACCUGCAAAGAAGAGGCGGCUUAUGCAUUUUCCGGGUGGAAGUGAUGGAAUCCCGGCUUCUUUUACCAUUCUCAAGUAAGGACAUGAUCACAGCUAAACCUGGAGCUUGUGUCGGAAGGCUUACUCGUCAUUCUGGAUGCCUUAGAUGCAUAGUAGGGAAGCCUUGUUAGUCUUCAAAAUUCCCUUAAUCCUAAAAUCAUUUAUUAUUUUGACCUGAUUGGUGGUAAUCAUUAUUACACCAUGAUGACACUGAACCAUAUCCUCAUAGUUAGACUUAGUUAACUUGGUUGUAUUGGUUAAACUUACUAGUUACUUGUGUUGUAAGUUAACCAGUUAGUUACAUAGUAGUUAGUUAGGUUAUAGCAUGUGAAUAUCUACACCAUAACACACCAUAAGCUAGUGUGUGAUCUCCUUUCUACUAUAAAUGUAAAUAUUACAAUCAAUGUACAUAAUGAAGUUAAUCACUUUAAUUCAAUUGUCCAAGUCAUAAUUUGUAUCAGUUUCUCACCUGGAGAGUUUGUUAUG
Messenger RNA from Trifolium pratense (red clover), 2382 nucleotides. RefSeq names its product probable ubiquitin-like-specific protease 2B. Gene Ontology annotation, biological process: proteolysis. The coding region runs from base 143 to 1936 and encodes 597 amino acids. Gene Ontology annotation, molecular function: cysteine-type peptidase activity. The transcript has 12 exons. The record is from RefSeq and is a predicted model, not a curated record. Lineage: Eukaryota; Viridiplantae; Streptophyta; Magnoliopsida; Fabales; Fabaceae.